AUGGCAGACCUUCGGCACAAUUUCUACGCAAUGAUCAAAAACUCCAACAAUUAUUUGUUAGUCAAAGAUGAUGUCGGAAAAUCCAAACCUACUACAAGAACCCUCCCACCUAAUGAAUUCACAUACGGCAAAAAAGUAGGCGAAGAUGACGAAGGUGCAGGAAAAUUAGUUUCCUCAUGAAAAGUCCAUAACCCAAGCCAAGAUUUGCCAAAUGACAGAGAUUUCAAGAAACUCAACGCAAUGAGCGUUACUGGAGGCUUCACCAAGGCUUCAGACCAAAGAACUUUUAGAAAAACAAUGGAUGCUCGCAUACAGCUGACAUCUGGUAGACGUCCCAAAGAUAAAGAAAUCCCUGAUAUUGUAUUUGGCCAGCCAAACAGGCCAAGCACUCCUAUUAACGCUGUGCUAGAAAACUAUUUUGGAGACGUUGCUGUCGAUAUAAAGCACCAAGAAUACAGCACUAACCCGAAUAUCAAGAAAAAAUCAUGGCAGCCUCGAAGCACAAAAGGGUUCGAUAAAAUGGUGGCUGCUAUUAGGAAUUCCCAAGAAAUAACUCACUCCCCCCCCCCUCCGUGAGCGAACAAAACCAUUAGAAAAAUCGCCAUUUUUUGACCAAAAACCCACCCUCCGUGAGUGAACAAAAAUUUUUUUAAUAGAAAAAAUUUUAAUGGAAAAAAAUUUUGAUAUAUAAGUGAUAAUUAGUAUAAUGAAAUCUAGAGCUAAUUCUGUUUAAUUUUAAAACAAUUGCGUUUUAAAACAUAAAUUUUGCAAAUUAAAUUAAUAUUUGCUUCCCAAUUUUUGCAAAUUAGGAUUUUUUUAAAUUCGAAAAAAAUAUUUUUUAUAAAAUUUAUAUAUAAAUUUUUUUUAAAAAAAAAAUAACCCCCCUCCGUGAGUGAACAAAAUUUUUUUGUUCGCUCACGGAGGGGGGGGGAGUCAGAAAUCUGAGUUUAAAAUGAAAAAGUUUCAAAAUGUGAAAUCAAGAACUGAUCAUAUAAGGACUAAAAGGGCAAUUUCUCAAGGGGUUUAA
Messenger RNA from Blepharisma stoltei, 1027 nucleotides. The record is from the annotation of a GenBank genome assembly. NCBI's taxonomy places the organism in Eukaryota, Ciliophora, Heterotrichea, Heterotrichida, Blepharismidae.